Molecule: messenger RNA, 936 nt
Organism: Aegilops tauschii subsp. strangulata
Lineage: Eukaryota; Viridiplantae; Streptophyta; Magnoliopsida; Poales; Poaceae
Source: RefSeq, a predicted model, not a curated record
AUGGUGAACUGGAUACAAGUGCUAAGAAAACACUUAGUUGCCCGUCUGGCGACAAGCGCCGGCCUCCGGCAGCACGCUGUUGCCGUCGAUGACGCGGGCACUGUCAUAAACUUCUGGCUGCCCGAUAAUGACGAUGCACCGGACAGGAAGCAGAAGCAGCGGAAGAAGCACCAGCCCGUGGUGCUCGUGCACGGCUUCGCCGGCGACGGCAUUAUGACGUGGGUGCUCCAGGUGGGCGCCCUCACGAAUCGUGGCUACGACGUGUACGUCCCCGACCUGGUGCACUUCGGCGGCUCCACAUCACCGUUGCUCGACCGCUCCGUGGCCUUCGAGGCACGGUGCCUCGCGGCGGCUCUACGGAAGCUUGUAGUCAGUGCGGCCGACGUGGUUGGCUGGAGCUAUGGCGGGUUCGUGGCAUUCGAGCUGGCGGCCGUGUACCCAGAACUGGUCCGCUCCAUCAUCGCCUCCGGCAGCACCGUCAAGUACACUAGCGCCAUGAGGGACGACUUGCUGGGGAUGCUCGGCUGGGCCCAGUCGCUGACGGAGCUCUUGGUGCCGGAGUCGGUUGGCCCGCUCAGGUUGCUGUUCUCCAACGCCAUGCACAUGAAGCCGUGGUUUCCGGAUCGCCUUCUCAGGGACUUUCUUAAGGUGAUGUAUUUCAACCGAAAGGAGAGAGCUGAGAUGAUAGAAGAUAUAGUCGUCGGGGACACAGAAGCAUUUGCCCCUGUUUCUCAGCAGAGCAUACUCCUGUUGUGGGGUGAAAAUGACAACAUGUGGCCCAUAGAGGAUGCUGAGAGUCUGAAAAACAAGCUAGGCGAGAAGGCGAUCCUGCGACGCAUAAGCAAAGGAGGGCAUCUUGUACAACUGGAGAGGCCAUGUGUCUUCAACAGCAACCUCAUAGAGUUCCUGGCUCAUGGCAACACACAUUCCUCUUGA